GAGCUACGGAGUAGAUGACAGUGAAGACCAAGACCUGGGAACCCGACGCCUAGAAGUAAUAAUAAUAAUGGUCUCCCUGCCAUCUAACUAAGCAACACCAUCCACCUCAGAUCCACAAGCUCUGCAUUAUUCGGAACCAAAAAUCUCUCAACCUCAGCCAGUGCCGCCUCUUACAGCGUUUGAGGAUCGGAUCAAUGCACUGGCAUUGAGUUGGAACUAAUCAAGCCAUCAGCACACAAGUGUCACACUACGAUUGCUGCUGCUCUGGUGUUCUUUCUUUUGAGAGAUCUGCUGGAUCUUGAGCCCCGGAAAAGCUUUUGCGAUUUUCAGUCAUUCUGCGUUUCAACAUUUGGAGAUGGAGUAGGCGAAAGCAGCUGAUCAUCCAGUAAUCAACUCGAGUCUUGUUCUCAGUCUUUUCGGUGAGUGCCGGUGCCGCACACGCAACGCGAUUUCACUAGUUCACCUGCCGUUGCUGCUCCUCUUUAGGGAAGAGGCUCAAAAGAAGAACCUUUGAAGUAUGAGUGGAAUAGAGGCUGCUUUAGCGUCUGGAGUGUUGAAAACUGCUGGUGGCAAGCUAGCUUCACUGAUAACCAGUGAGUUUGCUUCCAUAACAGGUGUGGAGAAAGACCUCCGUGAGCUCCAAUGCAAACUUGAGGAGAUAAGUAGUUGGCUGGCUGUAGUUCGUGAUAGAGCCAUAGGGACUGGCACACCGCUUCCACGGUUGAACGAAUUGAGAAAUGUUGCUUAUGAUAUUGAUGACUUACUCUAUGAUGUCCACCUUGAAGCUGAUAAACACAAGAUACACAGUGACGGUGACAAGCAAACGAUAGCAGAUUGCUUCUGCGCAAAACCAAAAUCACUUCUGUUCAGAUGCAAGGUGGCCCGUAAGAUCAAGGCAAUCAAAGUGAAAUAUGAAAAGACUGUGAAGGAAGCAAGUGAUGCUAAUAUUAUAAGGAAGAAUUUACAAAUGGAUGAUCCUGUUCGGAGCAGCAACCCCGGGACAGCUGGAGAGCUCUCCAUGCUAUCUAACGUUGAUGACUCAAAAAUACCCAGAAGAGAUCGGGAGAAGGAUGAAAUCAUAAGUAAGAUUUUAGAAACUAAUGAAGGGGACGAUGGAAGAACAGUAGUAUCUAUCGUUGGAUUAGGUGGGUCCGGCAAAACUACUUUGGCCAAACACAUCUGCCAUGACAACAAGAUAAAGGAGCACUUCAAAGACACGGUAUUCUGGGUCUAUGUGUCUCAAGAAUUUGAUGUCGAUAAGCUUAUCGGCAAGCUUUUUGAAGCUAUCGUUGGGGAAAAGUCUGAUCAUCAUGUUAAACAGAGCAUGCUCCGUGACAUUUCAAACAAGUUAGCUGGUAAGAAGUUUCUUCUUAUCCUGGAUGAUGCAUGGCAUCAGGACAAGCAUGACUGGGAACAAUUCAUGGUGCACCUAAAGAGUGACGCACCUGGAAGCAAGAUGUUGCUUACUACUCGUGAUCGGAAGGUUGCAGAAAUUGUGAAAUCCAGGCAUAUAUUCGAGCUGGGGAUGUUAUCAGGGGCUGAGAGCUGGAGCUUGUUCCUAAAGAGCUCUGGGUGGGUAGAGGAAGAUUUGAGCUCUGAGUAUGUAGAAGUUGGAAAAGAGAUCCUGAAUAGAUGUAGUGGGGGUGCCUCUAGCAAUCAGAACACUUGGAGGUAUCCUCAUUGAAAAAAAGGAAAUAUGUAUCUGGAGAGCCAUAGGAGGGAGUGAUUUAUGGACUGUUGAUAGUAUAAAUGGCAGAGUGUUUGCUUCCUUGAAAUUGAGCUUCAUUCACUUGCCAGAUGAACUAAAGCAAUGCUUCAUGCUUUGCUCUAUAUUUCCGAAGGGCUCAGAAAUCUACAAAGAUCGCUUGAUUUCCCAAUGGGUAGCCCAUGGAUUCAUUAGUUCGAUGAAUGGAGUGCAAGCAGAACAUAUCGGAAGUGGCUACUUUGAUUCUCUUGUAAAAGUUGGCUUUCUUCAGGAUCCUUCUAAGGACUGGUGGACUGAACAGCUAGUAUGCAAGAUGCACGAUUUGAUUCAUGAUCUCACUCGACACAUACUGCAGGAUGAAGUGGUGACUUGUCUAUCGAGUAAUAUGAUAGCAAACUGCACUCAGAGGUGCAGAUACUUAUCAUUGACUUCAUGGCCAGAUAAGGUUCACAGGAAUUCAUUUCACAAGGUCCAUGCUCUCUUUAUCUCUGGAGGUAAUCCAAUAUUUGAUAAACCAGUUAAGAAGAGCUCCUGUGUCCGCAGUGUUAUUCUGGACUACACAGAAAAUACUCCAUUUCCUCAAUUCACAUUGAAGUUUGAAUAUCUUGGAUAUCUUGAAAUCCAUAACCUUUGUUGCGCGAAAUUUCCAGAAGCCAUCUCAGGUUGUUGGAACUUGCAGUCACUUUAUUUAAUUGGAUGCAUGAAUCUUAUUACAUUACCAGAGUCUAUUGGCAAGCUUAAGAAGCUACGAACUCUAGGGCUGAAUUUUGCUUCUGAUCUUGAGAGUUUACCUCGGUCAAUUGGUGACUGUCGAGACCUUCAAUCCUUGAAUCUGUAUUCUUGUGAUAAACUCAGAGAUGUACCAAGAACAUUGUGUGAAAUUAGUAACCUAAGAGUCCUGCGUAUAUAUAGUUGUUCAUCUCUGAAACAGUUGCCGUGAGAAUGCACCGGGGAGUUCAGCAACUUGCGUACUCUUGACCUUUAUGCAACCAAAGUGACCGUACUACCUCAUUGGGUUAGUACGAUUGGUA
Panicum virgatum (switchgrass) is the source of this 2736-nucleotide messenger RNA. Its product is annotated as putative disease resistance protein RGA3. NCBI's taxonomy places the organism in Eukaryota, Viridiplantae, Streptophyta, Magnoliopsida, Poales, Poaceae. The transcript has 6 exons. The record is from RefSeq and is a predicted model, not a curated record. The coding region runs from base 518 to 1684 and encodes 388 amino acids. Gene Ontology annotation, molecular function: ADP binding. Gene Ontology annotation, biological process: defense response to fungus.